AUGGUCGACUGCGCAGCAGCUUCAUGCCAUUGUAUCCAUUUCAAGGUCGAGCCUCUCGGGUGGUUCACUGGUAGGGUGAAGCUUCUGGAGCAGCAAGACGUCUCCGACAACAACUUCCUGAUUUCUAUGUUUAGCCGGACAUGUGCUGGACGCUGGAAGCCGCUGUCUGAUUUGAUCUUCAAUGAUGGUAUGAUUCACUCCAGAAAAUCCCUACUCAGCCUGAUUAAUGUACUAUCAAAAGCACCGCCCUUGAAAUUCCAAGUCUUGUUGAGUGACUUACUGGAAAAGGGCCUUUUAACAAAGGAUGGCUAUCGACAUUAUAAACAAUGCGAGCCUGAGGACUUGCCACGUACCAUCCUGGUAUCUGUUCUUGGCAAAGAGGACAGUUACUGUCAAGCAUUUCUCUCCCUCCUCAGCACCCAUUUUCCAUGGAUUUGUGAGGCGUUUCAACAAGCCUCCAACGACAAAGAUCAAACAUACAGAAAUGGGCAAGCAGGAAACAUGAGAAACCAAAGCUGCACCAUAGAGUUACCACCGUUGAAAGACUAUAGCAUCUUGGAUUCAUCACAGGAGGAUCACUGCUCAGCACAGAUGGCACUGCCCAGCACCUGCAGUCAGAAUGGAGAAGCAACUUGUGGAACAGGUCUUGAUGUUGAACUGUACACAGAGAUUUUAGAGGACUUCUGUGAACUGGAUAGAAAUUAUGACCAUUAUGAAAACGGUAUUGAAGGAAUUUUAAAGUAUUUACAGGAUCCACGGCCACUAAACACAAUAGCACUGGAGCAAUAUUUUGGUGAAGAAAUAUUGCUUGAAACACAAGGAGUGACAGUCAGAAGCACUCCGUUAAGUAAUGCUGUUUCACCAGACUACAGUGCGUAUUCUGCAGAUAACGAAACAGCCUGUCAGAAUUUCAUUGCCCCAUCUGAGACCAAAGCAAAAAGCAGAAAAAGAGCUGCUGAUGGGGAUUAUCCGGGGGGACAGGAAGUUUCUUCUCACGAUUCUGCUCGUUUCAUGGAUGCAACGAAAGUGAAGUGUUUAAGAAGAGAUGAAGAGAACCCACCUCCUUCUCCAGAACAUUCCCCCAAGACAUCGACAACCUACCCUUCAGGCAUCAGCCACCUAAAGGAACUGAAAAACCACGUUGCACAGAUUGGAUCAGAUGCUUACUCUAAGUCAGAUUUGCUGAUUUCAGCCAACAGCAACGACUCGAUUGUUAACGGCCCAGUUGUCAGUUCUGCCGGUAUACAGUUUUUCCCGCCAUAUGCACUUCCGCAGCAAGUUAUCAACAUGCCUGUCAAUGGAGCAGUUCAGCCAGGAGCCUCCACCUGCAUUUUAGUUCUAAACAAGAGUUUAGCCACUCUUGAGAUUGCAACACUGCUGCCGACAUCACCUGUGCGUUCCCCAGCUCAUUCAACGCAAGAGGUUUCUCCCCAGAACAUUUCAGUGACACCAUGGAACACUUCGAGCACAGACUUUUCCGUCAGUCCUGUGGACAGUCCAACUACUCCAGACUUCUCCCGUCCUCAAUCUAUCAAUAACCAGAGAUCACCAGAGUCCAGGACCAAAGUUCAGCCUAUGGAUAGUCCAAAUGCCCCCGUUUCUGAAGACAGUGAGGGGUCAUAUCCCGGAAUAGAGUUGUCUGGUGAGGAAUCAUCGGAACCGUCGAGUCCAACGAUCAAGAUGUACACCCAAACAAAAGCUGUAGAAGCUUGCACAGAAACCGUGAAGGAAUAUUUGAAAGACAUGAGCCAACACUCUUACAUUUGCCACGAGCAUGAUGAAAUGCUUCUUGAAGACAUUUAUGUGGAUGUCACCAUGAUCAAGGGUGAAGCUGAAAAUAAGUCUGCAAAAAAUGCCACCAGGUGCUUGGAUAAAGAAUGCAGGAUCUAUGAUAUAGCAGAACGAGAAAGAGGUGCUGUGACCAUGAGCAAUCUCUUUGACAACCCAGGAAGACGACAGAGAGAAACAAAAAUAGUUGCAUUACUGGGGAGAGCGGGCAUUGGUAAAAGUGUGCUCGUCCAAAGAAUCUGCCACGACUGGGUGAAUGGGGGCUUCAGGCAGUUUGAGUUUGUUUUCUGGUUUAAGUGCCGGACGCUCAACUUUGCGAAGCAGUACACUUUAAAGGAUUUACUUUUCCAGGCAUUUCUUCCUUCAUUAAAGAACACAGAUGAAGUCUUUCAAUAUCUUUGCCACAGCCCACACAAGAUUCUCCUCAUUUUUGAUGACUUUGAAGAUUUCCAAGACCACGAGGGCCUCCUGCAGCCCACGGCUUGUGGUUCGACAGAGCAACCUCACACUGUCAAACAGCUGCUCGCGGGCCUUCUUCAGAAAAAGCUGCUUAAGGGAUGCACUAUGCUUAUCACCGCAAGACCGAAAGAAACCUUCAACCAGUACCUUGGCAGAGUGGACAAGAUUGUGGAAGUAUUGGGCUUCAGCCCCUGUCAUAUACAGGAAUUCCUGCACAAGUACUUUGACGAUUCAUCCUUAGCUGUUGAAGCAAUGGCAUGUCUUCAGGAGCACCGGUACCUGUUCAGCUUUUGCUACAUCCCUUUAUUAUGCAGGUUUAUCUGUUUUGUUCUCAAAGCCACUCAUCGGACUGGCGACAGACGUUUGGUAUUGCCGUCAACUCUCACUAAUUUAUUUCUGAACAUAUUUCAAAUCCUCCUCCACCAUAAACCCCCAACUUUCCUACAGACCCAAAAUGUCAUUGCCUUGCACAAGCAGAAUAUCCUGGAGUUGAGCAAACAUGCCUUCACGGGAGUCCAGCGCCACCAAUGUGCAUGCGUGGACUCCAGGUCAGCAGAGAUGUCAAACUUUGCCUUGAAGCAUGGCCUUCUUAGGCCUUUCUUAAUGACUGGAGAAGGAAAGGAGCAGGAAUGUGGGAAAACCUUUUCGCAUUCUUCCCUGCAGAACUUCCUGGGAGCAUUGUAUUUAUUGUUUUCUGAAGAUAUCAAGUGCAAAGGGCUGACAAAAAUCAUUUCUCUGGAGCACAAAAAGCGGAAAUCUCAAGAGGACUGGCUGGACAUGGUUCGCAGGUUUGUGGCAGGUCUGGCCUUCCUGGAGGGAGGUGCACUUCUGAACUGUUUCUACCAUAAUUCAAAGGCGAACGUUAGAAGUAAGAAGCAAAAGAGCCUGCAGAAAUACUUGGCAGAGCUCGAAGUCGGUACGCUCAGCAUGAGUAAAUUGUUGGAGUUCUGUCAUUGUGUUUAUGAAACACAGAGUACUGAGCUGACUGCACGAGUAGCUGCUAAACUAAGUAAGAAGUUGUCCUUCAGAGGUACACGGCUGACUCCGCCUGACAUCUUCGUGCUGCUGCAUGUGAUGCAGAGGUCCCCAAAUAACUUUGCUGUUGACCUGAGGGACACGAGCAUUGACUUGCAAGGAAUCAAGCAGUUCACUGAGUUGAAAAAUGUGACCUCGUUUAGAGUGUCGGUGUAUGAUGCAAUAAAGCUUUGGGAACAUUUGGAGCAAAGUGAAUUACUUGAGCUGCUCUGUCUGUCUCUUCUUAAGUUUUCUGUCGAUCCUUUUGAGAUCAAGAGUUUGAAAGACAUUGAUGACCUUGAUUUACUGGUACAAAUUCAUAAAGAUCGAAGAUUCCUUUCAAGUACACACGACAUAUCUGGAGGUGAACUCUAUGAGUUACCCGCUGUCAGGACACUACAAAUGCUAGAGUUUGCCCUCGGCCCUGUGAACGGACCUCAGGGGUUUCGAAAACUAACUAAGAUUCUACCAGCUCUGGCAUUUUUGAAGUAUCUAGAUCUGGAAGGAUCGAGCUCUCAGAAAGAUAAAAUGAGUGAAAAUAAAAUAGGCGAUGAAGGAGCUGAGAGAUUGGCGGAGGUGUUGUCGAAUUUAACGUCACUGGAAAAGUUGACAUUGGCGCGUAACCAGAUAGCAGACCGAGGGGCACAGGAGCUGGCUAGAUCUCUUCCCAAACUGAAGUUCUUAAAGACACUGAGUCUAUAUGACAAUGUCAUUGGUGAUAGAGGGGCAGAGAAACUAGCAGAAAUACUCCCAAUAAUGAAAUCGCUGAAAGUUCUGGAUGUUAAAUUCAAUAAAAUCACAGAUGCUGGAGCCCAGAGAUUGACCCAGAGCUUAAAGAAUUGUCCCCAUAUUGAGACGAUAUGGCUGUGGAGCCCUACAAUUACACACUGGAUGUCUGAAUACAUUCAACAGAUUGAUGUCAGAAUUAAUUUACAGUAGGCAAUUCCUUUUGCUCAGUAUUUUAAGAGAAGGCACAAAUCAGUGGGAUUUUGCAGGGGAAAUCCAUGCUCUUCACCUUUCUUCAGACUAAAUUGAAAACCCACAAGCUUCCACAUUGGUGUACUGGUUGUGAGGCGGUACCAGUGACAUCAUCAGACGUCUUAUUCACAGAUUGCUUUCAUCACCAUGAGCAACCAGGAAUAGCAAUGAAGAUUUCACCAUGUCUAGCAAAAUAAGGAGUUCAGAAGAAACUUCUUUCCAUAGAGAGCGUUUGGGAUGUGGAACUUGCUACCACACAGACUAGUAGAGGUGAAUAUGCAAUUAAGGGGAGGCUACACAAGUACAUGGGAGAAAUGAAUCAAGAGAUAUAAUGAUACGCUGAAAUCACAUAAGGUGAGAGGAGGCUUGUGUGAAGCAUAAACACCGACAUAGAACUGUUUGGCCAAAUGGCCAAUUUCUGUGUGGUACAUUUUAUGUAAGACCACAACAGAUUUUUCUCCCUUGCUUGUCAGUGGACCUUAUACCAAGAGGUGAAAGUUGAUCAGGGUGUUUUUAUUUUGAGAACUUCACAGUCACUGUCAGGAUGGACCUUGGAGAGAGCAACACAGUCCAACCUGUACCAUCUCCCCUUUGGGAGUGGAGCCAUAUGCCAAUCGUCCUACAGAUUUAUUGUUCCCAACAUUAACAAUUAAUAUAAUGAAUUGUGUUGUUGAGCAUAUUCUUUGGCAUAUGUGGAAAACAAAUUAAGUCAUUGAGCAAGAUUUGCACUAAGUGAAUUUUCUACUGCACUUGGUUACUUAGUUAUAGGGCAGAAUUUUACACUAAUUGGGCGGGCGUGUGCCCAACCUGAUUGGACGUGAAACCGCGCAAGUUGGCGUCGGGCAAGCGUCCCAAUGCCAUCCCGUGCUUGCGUGAUAUUUUGGUCGGUGAGUGCACACAUAAGUCAGAAGCGCGCCCGCUGACAAUUAAGAAGCCCAUUAAUGGUGCAAUCGCCUGUCAUUUUAUGUAGCCUGUUCAACCUUACAGUUGGCAGACGGGCAAAUCGGCCAUGCAGCCUUUGCAUCUUCAACAAACCUCAUCCAUGGACGGGAUGAGAUUUCCGUGAUGACAUAACAUAUCAAUAAAUCCCCGUGGAUAGCAUUUUCAUAAACUAAAUUUUCGGGUGACUGACUGUGAUGCGUGGACACUUUUUUUUUCAAGUUUUGAAACCUUUAUUUGUGCUGUUUCGGGUCUUCAGCUCCCCGAGGCAGCUCUCUGCCUUCAGGGAGCCAUCUGUCAGUGCUGGCCUGCAUCCUCAUUGACGUCAUGGCCUGCCCUCUUCCCAGCGGCGCUGAGUUUUUCAGUGCACGUUUCACGCUGGCUGGCUGUUAAUUGGCCAGUCAGCAUGAAAUCGCGUCUGGGAGCCGAUUGUGGUUGGCGAUCCGUUUCCCAGCUGUUCCCGGGCCCACCGAUUACACCUGCGCACCCCCCCACCACACCCACCCACCCCCCCGAUCUAAAAAUUCAGGCCAUAGUAUUGGUAGUUGGUUGCUGCUGUUUAACCUGUAUUGAAAGAAUCACUUUAGCACGCAUUCUUUGACGGGAAUAUACCGCCUUUUAUGUAUAAAGCUUCCCAAAGCCGUUCACAGGGACAUUAUAAAAUAAAAUUUGACACCGAGCCAAUUAAGGGCAGGUGAAAAUGGGCAGAUCAAAAGGAGCUUAAUCAAACAAAUAGAUUUUAAGGAGUAUUUUAAAGGGAGAGAAGUUGGGAAAGGAAUUCCAGAGUUUAGCGCUGUGGCACUGGAAGGUAUGGGUCACCAGUGGUGAAGUGAUUAAAAUCAGGCGUUCCCAAGAAACCAAAAUUAGAGGAACGCAGGUAUCUUGGAGGGUUAUGGAGCUGCAGGAGAUGACAGAGGUAGAGAGAAGUGAGAACAUGGAGUAACUUGGAAAGAAGGAUAAGAAUUUUUAAAUUCAUGUAUUGCUUAAUCAGGGGCCAGUGUAGGUCUGUGACCACAGGGUGAUGGAUGAAUGGGAUGUGGUACAAGUUAGGUCACAGGCAGCCAAAAAAGGCAGCUGAUUUGCUGAACGUUGUCAUAAAUACUGCUGCUUUAGUUAGAGGAAGUUUAAGACACGUUCAAGAAAUAAAUGCCCAAGACUGUAUUGAUUUAGUAAUGUAUUUUAAUAAUUGUUAAUCAAUUUGCCUAAGGACCAAGUUUCAAGUGGUGUUGAUAUGAUAUUAUCCAGGUUUAUUUGUGUAGCAGUUAUUUAUUGGAUAAGGGGUAACAUUACUCAAAACAGUUAAGGAGUCACGAGCAGUUUAUUGAGAAGCGACAGUACAGAUCCAACAUAUAUCGGAAUAUACGUGAAAGGGUUAACCGUUCCUGGAUCGGAUGCACAGAUUGAUGAGGCAAGGCGGUUUGAACUCAAUGGGCAGCAUUUUCCCAGCAGGUUGUGGGAGGUGUGGGGGGAACCUGCUUGCCGAUGCAUAAAAUGACACGUGGUGACGUUGGGCAGGUGUGUCGAUGUCACACACGUCAUGUAGAUUUUCAGUUCGGCAGACACGCAGCUGACUCGGCUGCGCACCCACCGAACUGUCAAAGGCUCAUUAAGGCCUGUUAAGAAGUAAUUAAAGCAUUUAAAUGAGCUGCCCGUCCAACCUUAAGGUUGGCGGGGGGACAGGCAAAGAGCCCAGGCGGCCUUCGUUUGUUUCAUGGAACCUCAUCCACGGGCGGAAUGAGGUUUCAUGAAGUGU
Carcharodon carcharias (great white shark) is the source of this 6931-nucleotide messenger RNA. It is a transcript of the gene ciita, whose product is annotated as class II, major histocompatibility complex, transactivator. The record is from RefSeq and is a predicted model, not a curated record. The transcript is spliced from 24 exons. Gene Ontology annotation, molecular function: protein binding. The coding region runs from base 1 to 4200 and encodes 1399 amino acids. Lineage: Eukaryota; Metazoa; Chordata; Chondrichthyes; Lamniformes; Lamnidae. Gene Ontology annotation, biological process: inflammatory response; positive regulation of MHC class I biosynthetic process; positive regulation of transcription by RNA polymerase II.